UUAGCUUCCUCUGCUCCCUGUAUCCGGCCUUCGUUGUUCAAUUCAAUCUCUUCGUGUAACUGAUUUUCUGUUUUUUUGAUGAACUGAAUGAUGUAAUUGAUGAUAUAUAUGUGAAAUUCCACUGCCUGCAUUUGUCAAUUGUGUGUUAUGAGCAUGUUCCUGCAGUUGCUUCGAUCAAUUAAAAAUCUCAUGUUAUGGAUGGACUUGUUUUGUGGCUCAACGGUAACCAGUUUCAUUGUCGUGUUAAUGCUUCAAUUCUCUUCCUUUCUCUGUUUCAAUUCUUUUAUUUUUGUGGAUUGUACCGUUUUUUCAUCAGAGAGAUAAUUUGAUUUCGCGCAUCACUGCGUUAGCCUUAGAUUUUGAGGCGUGUGUGUUUGCGUGCGUUUCUUUAUGGAAUUUUUUUGGUGAUCCUUGAUAAUGGUGAUCUGGACUAUGAAAGAGAAUUGAUUUACUCUGUAAUAUCAUGAUUUUAUGAUUCAGAGAGACAGAGAGUGCAUAACGGACUUAUACUACGAUCUUAGGUAUAGAGUUGGCAUUAUUGAUUUAAUUUUGCAAUGUACUUGGUUUUGUGUGAUCUUACCAUGUGUUGUUUCUAAGAUAUCUUUUCCAUUUAAUGGUGUUUUGAGUGCAAAAUUCUGAAAAAAAAAAUUAAAUUUUGUUUUGGUAUAGUUUUUUAUUUUAUUUUAUAUUUCUUUUCGAUUUUGAUUUCUAGGGUAUACGGGCUCGAACGGUAGACCUUUAUUGUCCUAAGUGUAGUUGGGCACGACAAAGUUAGGUUAUACUUGCAAGUGAUGUAUUUUAAUUUACAGUGAGGUAGUUACAAAUUUACAAUAACAAACAUAGUGAUUAUUGGUGGAUUGGGGAUUAUGGCACUCAAUUGGAAAGUGUUGCACAAUGCAGCACGUGCCCGUUUGUUUCACUAACCCUGCAAUUAAGAGCCUCAAGCCACGAUAUAUGCCACGUGUAUAAAGUUUGCCCUUUAUACAUAUAUGUAUCAUGUUUCUGUUAUUAAUUGAGGAACUUGUAUGAUGGAAUGCUCGUCAGUUGGAUGUCCACCGGUUAACUUUCAUGCUAGAUGGUGAUCAAGGAAGCUUUAUACUUUCCAUGGCAAAGGGGAAGCUUAUAUUAAUUUGCCAAUCUGGUGGUAAAUUCAUUACCAACAGCGAUGGUACCUUGUCUUACGAAGCUGGAGAGGCUAAUGCUGUAAAUGUCAAUCAUGACACCCUAUUCGAGGACCUGAGGUUGAAGCUAGCAGAAAUGUCUAAUUUGGAUCAGAAAACAGUUUCGAUUAAAUACUUCCUUCCAGGAAACAGGCGGCAUCUCAUCACUUUGAGAAAUGAAAAAGACCUAAAGAGAAUGUUGGGUUUCCAUGAAAAUUCAGUGACUGCUGAUAUUUUCGUGGAUGGAAAAGAAGGAUUCGAUCAUGAUGCUGCAAAAUUAGAGUCUAGCAGGGACAGUAGCGUGAAGCUUGCCGAGACAGUAAACCAUAUUUCGAUACCUGCCUCUGCUUCUACUCUGGUCGCUGAUAAUGUUAAGAGUCCAGAUUGCCAUACCGAUGCUUCACCUGAUGAUACCGAACCACCUGUUUGUAUCCCUGCCGAUGUCUCAAGCCAUGACCAGCCACACUCUGCUGCACCACUUUCUGAACACGAUACUGAAAAUGGUGCCGACUAUAAGCCACUGUUGUUCGUCAAUUCUAACGCUGAUCAGAGCCCAGGUGGUGUAGACAUGAAUGGUAGCCCAGCAGAUACUGUCAAGAAGCGGAGGCGCACUGCAUCAUGGGCACUUGGUUCCCUCGGGACGACGAUAGUUUCUGUUUCCGAAAACGACGGCAGCAAGCGAAGGAGGAAAAACAACCAGGAGGACCAAAACGACGACGCAGUUGCAGGAACGAAUGAUCUCGAAAAUCCGUCCACCGUAUCUUUCUCGGCCGAUUCUUUACCGGAAAAGUUAGUAGCCUCGUGGAGAGACUGCAUUACAGGCGUCGGACAGGAUUUCAAGAGCGUGAAAGAGUUUCGACAGGCGCUGCAAAAGUAUGCUAUCGCUCACCGGUUUGUCUAUAAAUUGAAGAAGAACGACUCUAAUCGUGCAAGCGGUAUCUGCGUCGAAGAGGGCUGUUCUUGGAGCAUCCACGCCUCGUGGGUUCUUGCUUCUCAGACAUUUACAGUUAAGAAGUUCAACGAUUCGCAUACCUGCGGAGGGGCGUCUUGGAAGCACGCUCAUCCCGCGAAGAAGCUGUUGGUAAGCGUUAUUAAAGAUAAGUUACGGGAUUCUCCGCACCACAAUCCGAAGGCUAUUGCUCAAAGCAUUUCGCAGGACUUUGGGCUCGAACUAAAGUACACACAAGUACGACGAGGUAUCGAGGAUGCUCGGGAGCAACUCCACGGUUCGUACAAAGAGUCGUACAAUCGCUUGCCGUGGUUUUGUCGGAAGUUCGUCGAGAUGAAUCCGGGUAGCGUCGUCAACCUGAUUACUAAUGACGAGAAAAGACUCCGGUACCUUUUCGUCUCGUUUAAUCCCUUUGUCCGAAGCUUCCAGACUGCUUGCCGGCCUAUUCUCUUCCUCGACGCCGUAUCUAUGAAGUCAAAAUAUCAAGAGAGCUUGUUACUAGCGCUCGCCGUCGACGCCGACGACAGAUUCUUUCCGGUCGCGUUUACGAUAGUCGAUUCUGAAAACGAGCACAGUUGGCAUUGGUUUCUCGAGCAGCUGAAAUCGGAGGUAACGACUCCCUCGCCGAUAACUUUCGUCUCGGAUAUGGAGAAGGGACUAAGCAAAUCGUUACACGAGAUAUUCCCGAAUCAUUAUCACGGUUACGAUAUUUAUCGUCUUACGGAAAGCUUCAAGAGUAACUUGAAGGGUCCGUACCAUGGCGAAGGACGAGGCGUCUUGCCUGCGAAAUUUCUCGCCGCGUCCCGCGCAGUUCGACACAGUGCUUUCCGAUCUUCCAUGGAGCAGAUGAAACAGAUUUCGUCGAACGCUUAUGACUGGGUGAAUCAGAUCGAGCCGAGAAGCUGGGCGAGCUUCGCGUUCUGCGGCGAGCAGUACAAUCAUGUCGUACAGAAUGUCGCGGAACCGUAUGCGAAGCGGAUCGACGAAAUCCAGGAUUCGACGAUAACGCAGAAAAUCGAAGCCGUGGUUAAAAUGAUUGAAGAAAUGAUCAUCGGUCGUCGGACGGAGUCGAGCCAAUGGACAUCGAAGCUGACGCCGACGAACGAAAACAAGAUUCGAGCGGCGAGCCUCAAGGCUCAAGGGCUGAGAGUGUUCAUCUCGUCCGACGUACUCUUCGAGGUUCACGACGACUCGACGCACGUCAUCAAUAUUGAGCGGCGGGAAUGCACUUGCCUCGAGUGGAAAUGCAACGGGAUCCCGUGCUGCCAUGCCAUCGGCGCGUUCAACUACUUGGGGAAGAAUGUGUACGAGUACUGUCCGAACUACUGCAGCGUCGAGAGUUUCUGCCUGACGUAUUCCGAGCCGAUCAACCCUGUCCCCGAUUUUUCGAAAGAAGAUUCCGAUCUGGGCGAGGUGCAAGUGCUUCCGCCGGCAGCUGUGGCUGCCCCGAGAUCGACGACGACGACGACGACUCAACAGAAGAAGGAACAAACGAAAACGACGAUGACUGCGGCGGAGGAUCCCGACAAAAGGACCGUUACUUGCUCGAAGUGUAAAGAGGCUGGGCACAAUAAGGCUUCGUGUAAAGCCGUUUGAUUGUGUUUUUUUGGCAAUGUAAAGAGAAAACUAUUAAGUACAAAUUUCAUGUACAUUACUAUAAGUAGAUGGAUAUGCCAAUUUAAGAGAUAGGGUUUAUUGGAAUAUUAUCUAAGAAUUAGACAGUGGUUCUUCUGGAUAAAUGAUUUUUUUG
Messenger RNA from Andrographis paniculata, 3859 nucleotides. RefSeq lists its product as uncharacterized. Gene Ontology annotation, molecular function: protein binding; zinc ion binding. NCBI's taxonomy places the organism in Eukaryota, Viridiplantae, Streptophyta, Magnoliopsida, Lamiales, Acanthaceae. The record is from RefSeq and is a predicted model, not a curated record. The coding region runs from base 1069 to 3705 and encodes 878 amino acids. The transcript is spliced from 3 exons.